GCCAUCAAAAGCGUUGGAGGAACGUAAAAUGCAACAAGAAAUGGAGAAAUGUAGUAACCUCAACACUCAACACUCUAGGAACAACGAAACGCCAAUGCGCUCUGUGCAUCAGAUGCGAUGGUGAGAUGAGAGACUGAAACUGAAACUGAGGCUGAACCAAUUAUGGAAUCGCAAAGCCCAACAAACCAAAGACCCGCCACCAACUGCCACAAUGACUGAGGUUGAUACUGAAACUGAGAGAUCGAGAUCAAGACGCAGAGAUGUAGAUGGCGCUUGCGAUUUGGACAAUGUCCAAAAGCUGGUGGCGUUUCAACUAUAAAUGCGCGACGCAUCUCUUGGACAGUUAUCAGUUUUACGGUUUCGUUCGUUUGGUUUACCACGCGCAUCUGUAACUCCACUCAAGAUGAAAUCCAUUGUUUGUGCCGUCGUUGUCGCCGUUGCCCUUGUGGGAUUGGCUCAAGCUCGUCCGCAGGCGUUGGGCAAUCGCUACUUGCCACCUCUGCCCAUCAAGGAUGUGACCACCCACAAUAUUCAGACGAUCUUCCAGCAGCCCCAGCAGCAGCCAAUUGCUCAGGUUGAAUCGAUCCGUCCAUCGAUCUCGUUGGGCAGCUUCUCGAUUCAAUCGGGUGGUCAGACAACCACAACCAUUCAGCAAUCGCCUGCUCCAGUUUCGGUUUCUGCUCCUGCUCCUGCUCCCAUCACCUAUGAGGCACCCACUCCCAUUGUGGCCGUCCAGACGCCUGUCAAGAACACCUACUUGCCACCCGUGUCCGUUCCACAAACCUACACUGCACCAGCUCCAGUGGUUCAGCAGCAGACUUACUCUGCACCUGCUCCUGCUCCAGCUCCAGUUCCAGUUGCUGCUCCCGCUCCAGUUGUCCAGGAGAGCUAUGUUGCCCCCGCUCCAGUGGUUCAGCAGCAGACAUACUCUGCUCCAGCUCCCGCUCCAGUGGUUCAGCAGCAGACUUACUCCACCCCACUCCCCGCUCCAGUGGUUCAACAGACCUACUCUGCUCCCGCUCCUGUGGUUCAAGAGACUUACACUGUGAAUGCUCCUGCUCCAGUUGUUCAGCAAACUUACUCCGCUCCCGCUCCAGUGGUUCAACAGACAUACUCGGCUCCAGCUCCUGCUCCCGCUCCUGUGGUUCAAGAGACCUACACUGUCAACGCUCCUGCUCCAGUGGUUCAGCAAACCUAUUCCGCUCCAGCUCCCGCUCCUGUGGUGCAGGAGAGCUACUCUUACCCUGCACCCACCCAGGUGGUUCAGGAACAAAUCACCGUCCAGGCACCCGCUCCAGCUCCAGUUGUGCAGCAAACCUACACCGCUCCAGCCCCCGUUGUUCAGGAGAUCCAAACAGUUCAGGCUCCCGCUCCUGUGGUUCAGCAGACCUACACAGCUCCCGCUCCAGUGGUUCAGGAAACUCAAGUGAUUUCAGCUCCAGCUCCAGUUGUCCAGGAAACUUACUCUGCUCCAGCUCCCGCUCCCGCUCCAGUGGUGCAACAGACCUACACUGCUCCCGUGGUCCAGGAGAGCUACUCUGCUCCAGCUCCCGCUCCCGCUCCAGUGGUACAACAGACGACCUACACAGCUCCUGCUCCAGUUGUUCAACAGACGACUUACACAGCUCCUGCUCCAGUUGUUCAACAGACGACGACCUACUCAGCUCCCGCUCCAGUGGUUCAACAGACUUACACAGCACCCGCUCCCAUCGUCCAGGAGACCAUUCAACAGGCUGCUCCAGUUGCCCAAUACAGCGGCUACAACUACCAAGCACCCGCUCCAAUUGUGCAGCAAACUACCACUACCUAUAGCGCCCCCGAGAUAGUGUCUGCUCCCGCUCCAGCUCCCGCACCAGUUGCCGCUCCCGUUGAGAUCCAGACUCAACAGCAGGUCAUCACCACUACAACACAAGCUCAGGCUCAGACUCAGGUUCAAGCCGCUCCAGCUCCAGUGCCAGUUCCCGCACCAGCUCCGGUUCCAGUGUUGCAGCAAUCCUUUGUGCCUGCCCCCCCAGCCCAACCCAUUGUGCAGCAGUACAGCAGCCCGGCUCCAGCACCCAUUGCUCCCCAGCAGAUCUUCCAGCAGUUCACCCCUACUUAUAGCUACACCCAACCCGCUGUUCAGCAGCAACAGCAGCAAAUCACCUACACUCAGUCCGCUCCUGCUCCUGCUCCCGCCCCCGUCUCCAUUCCCGCUCCUGUUGUGCAGAAAACCGAGAUCAUUCAGCAAGCCGCUCCAGCACCAGCUCCACUUCCCAUUGCGGUUUCGGCACCAGCCACCACCUCAGUGAUCAGCAGCACGGCCACAGCCACGUCCAGCGGCAGCCAGAUUGGCACCAACUACGGCUCCAACGGCGGCUACGUCUACUAAGCAUGCGAGAUGCGUUUGAACGGGUUGCCCUCCCCUCAAGAGAGGCCCGAACUCGCGUCCAGCUUGACGUUCGUUAUCGUUAAUUGUUUCAUUUAAUUAGCCAAAUUGUAGCCCUAGUCUUGUUAUAUACAGUGUUUUUUUUUAUACAGCCUAAACAAAUUUUUUACAAU
Molecule: messenger RNA, 2541 nt
Organism: Drosophila sulfurigaster albostrigata
Lineage: Eukaryota; Metazoa; Arthropoda; Insecta; Diptera; Drosophilidae
Product: calphotin
Exons: 5
Coding region: 320-2371 (683 amino acids)
Biological process (GO): positive regulation of transcription by RNA polymerase II
Cellular component (GO): RNA polymerase II transcription regulator complex
Molecular function (GO): transcription coactivator activity
Source: RefSeq, a predicted model, not a curated record